Messenger RNA from Exophiala xenobiotica, 3879 nucleotides. RefSeq lists its product as uncharacterized. The coding region runs from base 192 to 3497 and encodes 1101 amino acids. The transcript has 2 exons. Lineage: Eukaryota; Fungi; Ascomycota; Eurotiomycetes; Chaetothyriales; Herpotrichiellaceae. The record is from RefSeq and is a predicted model, not a curated record.
GACUGGGGUUCGUUGGUCUCCAAAGUAGCAGCAUGGUGGUGGCUGGCGUGGCGGCUGUGCAAUUGCAAGGCAGCCUCACCACCCUGCACAGCCUCCGUCUUGUCUACUGUCUCUCUUCGCUUCCUAUCCCAUUCUCUCAUCUAUAGGGAAAUCAUUACGAUGGCACAUCCCAGGCAGCAUCAGCCAUUAUCAUGUCUAUCUCACAACUUACCGCUGCACUGGGCUCGGCCUCCCUGGAGGUUCUCGCGGCUUUGGUGAACGCCAAAUUCGACUUUUCGAUAGUCAAGAUUGAGGCACCCGUCGAGUUUCAAGGCGUUGGCCAGGCUAUUUCAGCCACACGAAGAAACGUCGCCGAGAAUGGCCUUACGCACAUUACGGCAAUGAAGCUUGGGGCUCUAUUCGAACAGAUUAUUCCGGAAACCCCUGCCCUCGUGCGAGCAUAUGGAACAAGAGCAUCCGAUAUCAUGAAGUCGCCCGUCGCGAAUCCGACAAAAGCUGGGAAAUUCGGGUUCCUCCAGGAACAUAUUGGCGCUGAUGCCACGAGCCUUUGGGCAGCAGCAACCUCUAGCAGUGAAGCAAUCGCGGUACAUCUGCUAGCCUGUAUCCUCGCGGAUAUCUGGAAUGACUUGGAAGCGACAGCAAUCUGGGAAGAGCUUGUGAGUCGCCGACAGGAGCAGCUUUCCGACAAUGGGCAGUCGUUUCUCAGAAGCCGGAUAUCCAUUACUCGCGAGCAGCUGCGUGAAUGGGAUGCCAGUGCCCGCUCCUGGCUCCAGUGCGCUAAUAAAUUCAUGCCAAAGCAACAUUCUCACCUCACCAUUGUGACCAACAGUUCUGGACUUAGUGUUGACACUACCAGAGAUCUCUAUGAUGACGUGACUAAUGCUUGGAUAUCUGCCUUACGGGUGACUGAGUGCCUCCUACAUGGCGAGUCGCACGAGGUGAUGAAUGGGGCGAUUCUUCUGGCUCUCAAGUCCUGGCAAUUGUAUCCUGACAUGCUGUAUCUGAAAGAUACUCGAAAAUUCGAACAGGACGAUGCGCUAUUCCCCAGGAGUGCACUUCUCACUGUGGGCGUCACAUCGGCCAGUCCGGAUCGUAUUGGUUUAUCGUGGUCUUUACCUCUCGCCUACCUUCGAUAUUAUGGUGACCCAGUGGUCGUCACCCGCUCAACGGCAGAAAAUGCAUCCUAUGUCAAUGUGGACGAGUUUUGCCAGAUGGUUUUGGGUAGUGCCACAGGAUAUUGGUGCAAGACGUACGAUGACAUUGAUAUUGCCGUGGACCUUCUAGUUGCUUUGUCUCAAUCACUCGAACAAGUUACCGAAGGGGGAUUCAUCCUCCCCCGUCAUCCUAUGCGUCUAGUGGGUUGGUUUCAAAUUCUGACCAAAGCCGCAAACGCCUCCAAGAAUGCCUCUCCGACCAAGAAACCCAACCUAGACCAGUACCGCGCUCUCGGGGUCAGGAAGGGCAAGAAAUUCUUGGCCGCUCCUAGCGACUCCCCGCCACCCUUUUUUGGAUUCAACAAGUUUUCCACGCUCUUUAAGGCCUUUGAUCACGAAGAGUGGCAGAUCAGCCUUCUGAGGGAGAUGGCAAAAGAGGCUGCCAUAGGAAAGGACCCGCGGGCACUUGUCGUUCGAUAUAGGAGCGAGGAACUCAGCGAACUACAUGGGAGGACCAUUUGGGAAUACGCGACUGUCUUGCCGUUGCAUUCCACACUUUCUUUGGGAAAGACAAGCGGGCCCCGGCACAAGCGGUGGACCUUACUCUCCGAUGCACUCAAGGCGCAUCCAUGCCGUUGUACAGGUCGCUGCGUGCAAAAUUGCCCUUGCAGCAAAGAUGGCUUUUGCGGACCUAAUUGUCAUCCGAAGUCGUGUAUGCUGGAGGGAGAUGUCGCAGACUGUGGCAUGGGCCUGGUAUCGAAGUCAUCUGCGAAAAGUAGCACUUCAGGGAAGGCGGAUAUCAAGCAGCGCUCGAUAUCCUGGAAGGUUGCAAGACAUGCUAUGCUUCUCGGAGCGCAAGAAGAUUGCGUGGAAAUCCAGUAUACCACAGCGUUCAGAUGGCCUGACGAGGAUCGUUUCCAAUGGGCAGAAUUCGCCUACGAAAUGAAGACUACGUUGCCAUGGGGCUCACGUCAUGCAAAUCUAGCCAAUUAUGUCAGCUUGUCGGAUGAUCAGGAGAAGACGCGGUCUUGGGUUUUCCGCUAUGGUGAUCCGAAGAGGGCUGCAGUGUUUGAGCAAUGUGAACAGGCAGGCGAUCCUUCCAUGACCAGAGAUACUCCCGACAUGAACGCGGUCGUCACAUGCAUCAAGAGCAAUCAAUCUUCAGUGAGCUCUCUGAACUUAUACUUAUGGCGCUUGUGUAGGUCAUGGACUUCCCAGGGUAGGGACGGCGAAAUUGAAAUCACAACGUUGGGGCCGACACGAUACUUCUCAUCGUUGGCUUUCUUAGCCGCGGUUGCUAAGUUAUACCAGCAAUUCCCCGCCGCCCAAGUCUCCUUGGAGAUAUUGUCCAAACCGCUGAAUAUUGACUGGUGGCACACUAAAGGACAGUCAGACGCUUAUUCGAGAACACAGAUCUUCUCCCUCGCCGAAGCGUUCACUUGCAUCACCUUAUUAGAGACAGGGUCGGUGGAGGUGACGCCAUCAUCGCUGGACAAAAUGUUUGCCUUGGCUCGGGGCAACUCACUCUUUGUAGCUAAGACCUUGGUGCAAGAUCCAUGGACGGUGGGAGAUGCAAGCGCAAUUGAACAUCUUAACGGUAACGUGGGGAAGCCUGGAUUGACGCUGUUGAUCCCUCCACCGAAUCCGAAGAUGAAGAAACUCGACAUGAAAGGAUAUAAGGUGCUGCCCUAUGCAAGAUUCGACGGCAAUCUGCAUGAUGCCUUCUCCAACACGACUCUACAUUUGUCGUUCACAAAGUACGAGCAGCCUGUUUCAAGCCAGACGUACGGCGAGAAAGAUGUCCGAGCCUACUUCCGGGAAUCCCUGGUCUCAGUUCUUGACCACGGGGAUUGGAUUGCGGACCUCGACAUACAAGCGGCGCGCAAUGAUGCCCUCUUUAUUCGCGUACCACUGUGCAAACACAAUCCCAACCACUGGCCGGAGAAUGCUAACUACAACGAAAAGGAGACUCCAGCCAAAGGUCUGACAGCCAUUGACGACUGGAAGGAACUGCUGGAUCUGCCCAGUAGCGACGGUAUCAUCCGCGCGCACAAAAACUGGAUUGCUAGGUUAGCCGCUGCCACAAUGAGCAUCCAGAGGAAGAAGCGGACCCUGGUGUUGCCACCCGAAUUUUGCUGGAAGUGUCUUUACACAGCGUUGGCCGACGUCAGCAAAGCGCCUGAUCUGAGAUAUAUGACUGACAGCGAUCCUUCCGAGGACGAAAUCGCAAAGAGUAGGCCCAAACGAAAGGGUAGGAAACGGAAGCGACCUGUUGUCGUCGUUGACCAGAAGAAGUCUGCUAGGGUCAAGGAGAGUCGACAUGGAGCAGUUCUCGUGGCUUAACACCAUUGUAUCCUUGUCUCUUACUCUCACAGCAAGAGUUGGCCGACUACCUAUCGUAUCAAGCGCAUGAUCAUUCCUAGGCGCUAGGAUAGUUGAUACAACCGCAUAUGAGUUCGGAAUCACCCUUUCAGAGUCUCUCAGAUUCUAUGUCAAAGUUCUCAUGAGAAGGGCUGAACGCGAGCAAGAGCCAUCGGAUCUCGGGUGUUUACAAGGUCAGAAUCAUGGAACCACUUGAUCCAGUAUUUGAUGUUUCAAUAUUAUUGGUACAAGUGAAGUUGAAGUUGAAGUUGCAGCUACACUAUGGGACGCGACACAAUCCAUAGGGCCAGCAAGGUGGAGUGAAAUACAAAAUCCUCAAAGGCUAAGACAAUGUAUAGAUGUG